Messenger RNA from Fulmarus glacialis (Northern fulmar), 2466 nucleotides. RefSeq names its product chondroitin sulfate proteoglycan 4-like. Lineage: Eukaryota; Metazoa; Chordata; Aves; Procellariiformes; Procellariidae. The record is from RefSeq and is a predicted model, not a curated record.
CUGCGGGAAGGCACCAUGGCUGCCAUCGGCCCCCACGUCCUGAGUGCCGAGGACGAGGACUCCCCGGCGGAGGAGGUGACCUACUCCAUCCAGCCCCCGGCCAACGGGAAGGUUGUGCUGAGGUCGGCACCCAGCGCUGAGGUCCGGCAGUUCACCCAGGCCCAGAUCAACAAUGGCCUCAUCCUCUUCGUGCACCAAGGUAGGGCAGGCUUGAGGUGCCCCGGCCCCCCUGGCGUCACCCCUGGCCCAAGGGAGGGGACACCACCGGAGGGGAGCACGGUGCCACCAAGCUCUGUGCUUUCCGCAGGGCCCCUGGAUGGGGGCUUCGCCUUCGACCUGUGGGACGGCGAGAACCUCUCUCCUGGGCACUUCUUCCUCGUCAGGGCCCAGAGGGAGCCCCUCAUCAGCCUGGCCAAGAAGCAGAGCCUCACCGUCUGCCCAGGUGCCCUGCAGCCCAUCACCAGCCAGAACCUGCAGGCAGUGAGCAACAGCCCCGCCGGCUCCACCGCUCUGUACUACAGCAUCGAGCAAGCCCCGCGCCUGGGCAGGCUGAGCACCUCCCGGGGGGAGGAAAUCCGGAACUUCACCCAAGCCCAGGUGGACAGCGGGUUGAUUUUCUACCAGCACGAGAUGCCAGAGAAGCCCUUCUGGCUCGCCCAAGAUGCCAUUCGCUUCCGUGUGGUCGCUCCCACGACCAUCUCAGAUUCCUUCAUCCUCCUCGUGCUGAUCUCCUUCGAGGCCAGGUGUCCCCAGCGCUCGACUCAGCUAUGGAGAAAUGCAGGUCUCCACCUCGCAAGGGCUCAACGGGCCGAAAUCGACACCUCGGUGCUGGAUGCCUCCAACCUCCUAAGCCAAAUCCCGGUCCCCGAGAGGGCUGCACAUGAUGUUGUCUUCCUGGUGACGGGGCUGCCAGCUCAUGGGCAGCUCUUGGUGGCUGGUGUGCCCUUGGAGCAAUCGCAACCAUUCUUCCUGCAGUCAGACCUGGCCACGGGGCACCUGGCAUAUGCCCAUGGUGGAGACGGUGUUUCUGAUGACCAUUUCAGAUUUAAGGCUUGGCUUCGGCCCCAGGUGCAGCAGUCCGUCCGUCCUCCGCAGGAAGGGGUGGUCAUCUCUGAAGCUUUCAACAUAACAGUGACCAGCAGCAGCAGCAAGCCACUGCAGGUGGUGAAGCAGCAAGAAGUGCUGCGGGUCCCACCAGGCUCCGUGGUGACCUUGUCCCAGGAGUACCUGGAGGUGGCAGACCCAUCGGGGUCCCCAGAGGAGAUGGUGUACAGUGUCCUCCAGAGGCCUCUUGCUGGCCCGGAGCCAAGCAGCGGCUUCACCCAAGCAGAUGUCAACGCAGGCCACGUGGUGUUUGUUGCCACUGGGAGCCAUGCCCCAGGGUCCUUAGCUCUGAGCCUCUCCGAUGGUGAUCACCCGCCCACCUUGACCUCUCUGGAGAUCGAGGUGCUGCCUGCAGUGAGCACUGCUGCCAGCCCAGUGCUGCUGGAGGUGCCCCAAGACCUGAACAGGGCCUUGAUGUCCCAUGAUCACCUCCUGGGAGCCACACAACUGGGGGCACGCAACGCCCUGUACAGGGUCACCAGGGACCCAAGGUUUGGCCAAGUGCAGGUCAACCAAAAGCCGGCACGGGGCUUCUCGCAGAAGCAGCUGGACCGGGGGGAGGUGAUGUUCACCUUCACUGACCUCACCUCUCCUGAGGACAACUUCCAGUUCCUUGCCAUGUCUGUGUGGCCCAGGGGCACCACGGCCCUCCUGGACACCAGCGUCCUCGAUGCGAGCGAGCUGGCCAACCGCACCAAGAGCAUCCCAGUCUUCAAGAUCCGCAGGGCACCUCGUGGCAGCCGUCUCGUGAGGGUCUCCAGGGACCCAGGACAACCCACCACCCCCAUCGAGACCUUCAGCCAGAGCGAGCUGGAGCAAGGGCUGGUCGGGCUGGAGGUGCUGGACGCUGAGGAGACUGAUGAGCUGGCGGCUGCUGGCGUGCCGCCAGCGCUGGCAUCCCUGGGGUACAGCAUUGAGCCCUACAACGCCUCAAAAGCCUACGGCGUCACCCUGCUCACAGCCCCCCUGGCACCCUCCAGCCCCGUGGAGGGAGGCACCUUCCUCAGCUUCAUCGAGGCCAACAUGUUCAGCAUCAUCAUCCCCAUCUGCCUCAUAUUCCUCCUGCUGGCCCUCAUCCUGCCCCUGCUCUUCUACCUGCACAAGCGUAACAAGACGGGGAAGCACCAUGUCCAGGGCACCCCCUCCUCCAAGGCCAAGAACGGGGCCGUGCCAGACCAGGAGACCUUCCGGAGGACGGACCCCAACCAAGGCAUCCCCCUAACGACUGUCAAUGCCCUGGAGGGCAAGGGUACAGGUCCCCCGCCCCAGGGCACGGGUCCCGGAGCACCGCCAGACCCCGAGCUCCUCCAGUACUGCCGGACUUCCAACCCCCCCUUGAAAAACAACCAGUACUGGGUGUGA